This is a messenger RNA of Humulus lupulus (European hop), 624 nucleotides long. RefSeq lists its product as uncharacterized. Lineage: Eukaryota; Viridiplantae; Streptophyta; Magnoliopsida; Rosales; Cannabaceae. The coding region runs from base 1 to 624 and encodes 207 amino acids. The record is from RefSeq and is a predicted model, not a curated record. The transcript has 2 exons.
AUGGAUUUAGACCAUGCACUAAGGGAUGAACAACCUGCACCUCUCACUAAGGAAAGCACCCGUGAUGAGAAAACGGAUUUUGAGAGGUGGGAUCGUUCAAAUCGCAUGAGUUUAAUGAUUAUGAAACACAGCAUUCCAGAAGCAUUUUGGGGCACAGAAUCCGAAGGGAUUAAUAAGGCCAAGAAUUUCCUUGAACAAAUUGAGGAACGUUUUGCUAAAAACGAUAAGGUUGAAAUGACAACACUUCUAGGUUCUUUGAUGACCAUGAAGUAUAAGGGUCAAGGAAAUGUAAGGGAGUACAUUAUGGAAAUGCAUCAUAUUGUCUCAAGACUUAAGACACUUAAGAUCGAGCUUUCUGAUGAUGUGCUUGUGCUUAUGGUUUUGUUAACGCUUCCUGCACAGUUUAACCAAUUUAAAAUUAGUUAUAACUGUCAAAAGGAGAAAUGGACUCUCAAUGAACUCAUUUCUCACUGUGUGCAAGAGGAAGAAAGAGUUGAGCGCCUUGUGUCUGAUGGCAUUUUAGAAUCUCUUGACUUCACAGACUUUGAUGUUUGUGUCGAUUGUAUCAAGGGAAAACAGACCAAACUAAGAGAUUGGGUGCCAACAGAUCUUCAGAUGUCUUAG